This is a messenger RNA of Uloborus diversus, 2801 nucleotides long. Its product is annotated as transmembrane channel-like protein 5. Gene Ontology annotation, molecular function: mechanosensitive monoatomic ion channel activity. The transcript has 17 exons. Lineage: Eukaryota; Metazoa; Arthropoda; Arachnida; Araneae; Uloboridae. Gene Ontology annotation, cellular component: plasma membrane. The record is from RefSeq and is a predicted model, not a curated record. The coding region runs from base 276 to 2780 and encodes 834 amino acids.
GAAAAGUCUUUGUUGUUUCAUCUAAAAAUGUAGUUAAAUGCGAAUCGUAUUUGUUGACACUUUUAAUGUCUCUGAAGAACAAAAGGAUUCAGCGGAAAAUAUAAUUUUUACAUUUGAUUUUGUCUGACAACAGAAAUGAUUAUUUAAAUUUCAAACUUUUAUUGUUAUCAGAGAGAUCAACACAAAUUUUAACACAAAACUCGUAUUCUGUUUAAUGGAAUUUUUCUGACUGUUCAGAUUUUUUAAAUAACCAGUUUUGAACUGCAUUUUUUUCAAUGGCAUCUAUUGAAGAAAAAGAUGUUAGGAAUUCAAACAACUUGGCAGCAGAUAAUUUGAAGUAUGCUGAAGACGAGUAUGGAUAUGUUGAUACUAAAGGAACUGUAUCAAAAGCCAUAAUUGAUCAGCUCCCUAGCAGGCAGAAAGAUCAAUUCUUUGAUGAUGAUUCAACUGAGCAGGAUGGUUUUUCAAAUCUUCGUCGGCGACAGUCGGUGUAUAAGUCAUUCAAAAUUCAAAAUGCUGCCCUUGGUUCUCGGCGCUUAAAUCCUGAUAUUCAAAAAAUCUAUGAAGUCUUAAAAGCUGAGCAUGAUCUCACAGGAGAAGAAAAAAUUAAAACUUUACGGAAAAUGAACCAGAGACUUACAAUCAAAAGGCAAGUGAAAGAGAAAUUAGAUGCUGAAACAAGGAAGAGAAGAACUGAUCAGUUUUUGAGCAGCUACAAGCAAUGCAAACUUAGCAUAUCAAUGGCUUGGCAUAAAUUUAGGAAUACUUGCAGAAACAUGUCCCAAUCUUUUGAGUUGUGGCAUGCACGAAUAACUACAAUUCAGGGUAAAUUAGGUGCUGGUGUUGCUUCUUAUUUUACAUUUUUAAGAUGGCUUCUGUACCUCAAUUUGGUCAAUUUCUUCAUUACAUUGUGUUUUCUGCUGACACCGCAGCUUAUUCAUGAGCAUCUGGAGAACAAAGAACAUGCACUUCACACCAAUGCAACUUUUCAUACAUUCUAUUUUCUAGAUUUAUUUACGGGUUCGGGUUACAUUGAAGAUACUGUCUUUUAUUAUGGACACUAUACAAACUCAUCAGUCAGUGUAGUUUCUGGUCUAAGUUAUGACAUGCCAUUAGCAUAUUUACUUGUUACUGGUGUGAAUGGCUUGAUUAACUUGAUAGCAGUUACUUACUGCCUAACUGUGACUUAUCAAAAAUCCUAUAUGGAUGAAAGUGGAGGAAUCAAAAAUAUCUUUUGCAGUAAAGUUUUCUGUGCAUGGGAUUAUUCAAUUCAAGCUGAAGAUGCUGCAAUGCUGCAUAAAUCAGCAUUUACUAAUGAAAUCAGAGAGUUGUUGUAUCGAUUGGCCGAAAAGAAAAAAAGACUGAGCCUAGGAGAGAGAGUUGUCAUUUGGACAAUGGCUUUCAUUGUCAAUGUCUUUAGUUUGUCCAUCGUAGUUGCUGUUGGGUAUUUUGUUUAUUAUAUGCUCUACAAGAAAGCAUUCAAGCUUCGAACUGCAGAUAUGACUUUGCCAUUAGCUGUGACUCUUAUUUCUACUGUAUUUUUUUUCUUAAUAAAGUACAUUACAAAAUUUGAAUAUUAUAUGUCGAGAAACAUGAAACUAUAUUCAACAAUGAGCAGAGUAAUUCUUCUACGAGUUGUAAUGCUGGCUGUCAUUAUUUACUUUUGGAUGGUUGCUUUUAUCUCUCCUCGUGAUGUUAACGUUUGUUAUGAAACUGAACUUGGUAAAGAAAUAUAUCGCCUGACUGUGAGUCAUUUCCUUUUAAUUUUUGUUCUUUUCACUGUCAUUGGAGGAUAUCUGCGAAUGUUGAUCAAUAGGUUCUUCAUGAAGUCUGUUAAGCUUUCUCAAUUUGAUGUUGCAUAUAAUACUUUGGAUUUGAUUUAUUAUCAAACUUUAGGAUGGGUAUCAGCUUUUUGUGUUCCUCUUUCAUCCUUGUUGAUUGUGAUUAUUCUAAUUGUCCUGUUUUAUAUAAAGUCAAGUUCUGUGUUAACUAAUUGCAAGCCACCUAGAAGAUUGUGGUCAGUCAGUGAAUCUCAGACGUUUUUCCUUGCAGUGACUUUUAUCAUGUUUUUACUGUGCUCUUUUACGGUUGGAUAUUGUAUUUUUGUACUUGAUCCUUCCAAAUGUGGUCCUUUUAGGGCACUUGAAAAUCCAAAUGAUGUUAUAAGAAGAUUGUUUUUCAAAAAAGGAGAAGAACAUCAUGCUUCAGAGUUUGUUAAGUACUUGAGUUCACCUGGUGUGAUGUUUGCCUUUUUCUGUGCCUUAGGAAUUUGUGUAUAUUUCACAAGAGCUCAAGCACAUGCCCACAUCUCAAUGAAUAAAAAGAUGCGGGAGCAGCUUAUGAUGGAAUCGAAAGAUAAAGUUUUCUUAUUGAAAUUAUUUGAAGAAGCUUUAAAUGUGCAGUCUCCAAAGAAUCAUGAUGAUGAUUCUAGUGGGGCUGCUGUUAGAAAACCUAUGCGAGAGAUUAACAUGCAUGACAUUGUUAUUAAUCAAGGCUAUGCUGAUUACACAGAGCCUGUUGAAAAUCCUGCCACAUCGAACUACAACCCAGGUUAUAUACCAGCUAAUGUCCCUAUAAACAAACUAGUUUAUGAUGAUCAGCCCAGUGCUUAUUCAUUUUCUUCUAACACUUCUCCUUCAAGAGAAAAUCAUAUGUAUUCUCCAAAGUCUCCUGUAUUUUCUGUAAAUGACGGUAUUUCUCCUCGUGAAAAGAAGAAAGGUUAUCCUUCUCAUCAGCCAGGCUUUAGAUAUUUACAACAGGAUCAACACCACAAUUUUUGAUUUGGUGCAAACUAUAGAAUA